Penicillium argentinense is the source of this 510-nucleotide messenger RNA. RefSeq names its product actin-related protein 2/3 complex subunit 4 family protein. Gene Ontology annotation, biological process: Arp2/3 complex-mediated actin nucleation; actin filament polymerization. Lineage: Eukaryota; Fungi; Ascomycota; Eurotiomycetes; Eurotiales; Aspergillaceae. The coding region runs from base 1 to 510 and encodes 169 amino acids. Gene Ontology annotation, molecular function: actin filament binding. The transcript has 8 exons. Gene Ontology annotation, cellular component: Arp2/3 protein complex; actin cytoskeleton. The record is from RefSeq and is a predicted model, not a curated record.
AUGUCUCAAUCCCUCCGACCCUAUCUCCAAUGCUGUCGGUCCUCCCUUACCGCCGCGCUCGCAAUCUCCAACUUCGCCUCGCAGACAUCUGAGCGUCAUAACGUUCCGGAAAUUGAGGCGCAGUCCUCCCCUGAGUUGGUCCUAAACCCGAUCACCAUCAGCCGCAACGAACACGAGAAGCUUUAUAUCGAACCCUCCGUCAACUCGGUUCGAAUUAGCUUGAGCAUCAAGCAGGCGGACGAAAUCGAGAAAGUGCUGGUCCACAAGUUCACCCGCUUCCUGCAACAGCGAGCUGAAUCAUUCUUUAUCCUGCGGAGGAAGCCCGUCAAGGGAUACGAUAUCAGCUUUUUGGUUACAAACUAUCAUACCGAGCACCUCCUGAAGCACCAACUAGUCGAAUUCAUCAUCACUUUUAUGGAAGAGGUGGACAAGGAAGUUUCGGAGAUGAAGUUAUUUUUGAAUGCUCGGGCGCGAUUUGUCGCUGAAUCUUUCUUGACUCCGUUUGAUUAA